Messenger RNA from Pteronotus mesoamericanus, 431 nucleotides. It is a transcript of the gene ATP5MJ, whose product is annotated as ATP synthase membrane subunit j. The record is from RefSeq and is a predicted model, not a curated record. The transcript has 4 exons. NCBI's taxonomy places the organism in Eukaryota, Metazoa, Chordata, Mammalia, Chiroptera, Mormoopidae. Gene Ontology annotation, cellular component: mitochondrion. The coding region runs from base 109 to 291 and encodes 60 amino acids.
CCUUCCGCCCUCCCGGCAGGCCCUGCGCGGCGCCUGCGCUUUCGGUGACCUUCCCAAAUUGUUGGCUGUGCUCGUUGGGGCGGCCUGAGCCGUUGGUCCUGCGACGAGAUGUUUCAGAGCCUCGUGAAGAAUGUCUGGGUCCCCAUGAAGCCCUACUACACCCAGGUUUACCAGGAGAUCUGGGUGGGAAUGGGGCUGAUGAGCUUCAUCAUUUACAAAAUCAGGAGCGCUGAUAAAAGAAGCAAAGCAUUGAAAGGUUCGAGUCCCGCACCCGCUCAUGGUCAUCACUGAGCAGCUGGACCUGGAGUGCCCGGCGGCGGAGCGUCGUGCUGGCUGCGCCUCGGAGCACUGUUAGAUGGGGACGCGGGGCACGCUGUACGUUGUGGGGGUGCCGUUUCCUUGCUGGCAUGAAUAAACGCACCUGUAAGACA